GCGACAUGAGAAAGUGGGCGGGGCCCCGGCUUCCUGCUCUGACGAACAACGUUGGCGGAAGUGGGUUCGGUGCGGACUGGAGGAGCGGGCGAGUAGAGCGGCUGAGUAGUGGUAUAAUUGGCGGCGGCAGGCGGAACCGGCCGGGCUCGGCCGGCGCUCGACCCUACAGUCCCGGCGGAGCCGCCAUGUCGCUCUUGCAGUCGGCGCUGGAGUUCUUGGCUGGGCCCGGCUCCUUAGGGGCCGCCAGCCGGGACCAAAACGAUUUCGUGGGGCAGGUGGUGGAGAUGGGCGAGAUGAAGCUGCGGAUCAAGAAGGUCAUCGCCGAAGGUGGCUUUGCUUUUGUUUAUGAAGCUCAGGAUCUUGGAAGUGGGAAGGAUUAUGCUUUAAAGAGAUUAUUGUCCAAUGAAGAGGAAAAGAACAAAGCUAUCAUUCAAGAAGUCUGCUUCAUGAAAAAACUAUCUGGACACCCAAACAUUGUCCAGUUCUGUUCUGCUGCCUCCAUUGGAAAAGAAGAAUCGGAUACUGGGCAAGGAGAAUUUCUUCUGCUCACGGAACUUUGUAAAGGGCAGCUGGUGGAAUUUUUAAAGAAAGUGGAAUCUAAAGGCCCCCUCUCAUGUGAUACGGUUUUGAAGAUAUUUUAUCAGACUUGCCGGGCUGUGCAACAUAUGCACAAGCAGAAGCCUCCUGUUAUUCAUAGAGAUUUAAAGAUUGAAAAUAUGCUGAUAAGUAAUCAAGGAACAAUUAAAUUGUGUGAUUUUGGUAGUGCAACAGUUGUGACACAUUACCCUGACUAUAGCUGGUCUGCACAAAGACGGGCAACUGUUGAAGAUGAGGUCACAAGGAACACGACACCAAUGUAUAGAACUCCUGAAAUUAUAGAUUUGUAUUCAAACUUUCCAAUUGAUGAAAAGCAAGAUAUAUGGGCCUUGGGUUGCAUCCUCUACUUGUUGUGCUUUAUGCAACACCCAUUUGAAGAUGGAGCGAAGCUUCGAAUAGUCAAUGGAAAAUACUCCAUCCCACAGAACGACACAAAAUAUACUGUGUUUCAUGAUCUUAUACGUUCUUCUUUGAGGGUGAAUCCAGAAGAGAGACUGUCCAUUACUGAGCUUGUCAAUCAGCUGCAGGAGAUUGCAGCUGCUAGAAAUGUGAAUCCAAAGUCCCCUAUCACAGAGCUUCUUGAACAAAAUGGGGGCUACGGGAAUUAUGCUCAGCCUAAGACAUCUUCAGCAUUGGUGCCACAGAACUCAAAACCUGCUGGUCAGCUUAACAAUAUAUAUAAUGCAGGGCUAAUAGUGGCAGAAUGUGACCAGUCUUCUAGUGGGUUCUUUGAUAUACUUCGAGGUGGGACCGAAAGAUUUUUCACGAAUAUCAAGGAUACAUCUUCAAAAGUUAUUCAGUCUGUAGCCAACAGCCCAAGUUAUGCAAAAGGAGAUUUGGAUCUAUCAUACAUUACAUCCAGAAUUGCUGUGAUGUCAUUUCCAGCAGAAGGUGUUGAGUCUGCUAUAAAAAAUAAUAUAGAAGAUGUGCGGCUGUUCUUGGACUCAAAACAUCCUGGACGCUAUGCUGUCUACAAUCUGUCUCCAAGAUCAUAUCGGCCCUCCAGAUUUCACAAUAGGGUAUCUGAAUGUGGUUGGCCGGCUAGGCGUACGCCAAACCUUCAAAACCUUUACAGCAUCUGUAAGAACAUGCAUUUGUGGCUGAAGCAAGAUCCAAAGAAUGUUUGCAUUGUGCAUUGCCUUGACGGAAGAGCAGCAUCGGCAGUCGUUGUCUGUUCUUUCCUGUGUUUCUGUCGCCUCUUCACCACAGCUGAAGCUGCCGUUUAUAUGUUUAGUAUGAAACGUUGUCCUCCCGGCAUUUGGCCAUCACAUAAGAGAUAUAUUGAAUAUAUGUGUGACAUGAUGGCAGAUGAGCCCAUUAUUCCUCACAGCAAGCCAAUCCUCAUAAAGUCAAUCAUCAUGACUCCAGUUCCUCUCUUCAGCAAGCAGCGUAACGGCUGCAGGCCUUUCUGUGAAGUUUAUGUUGGAGAUGAAAGAAUAACCACUACCUCACAAGAAUAUGAUAAAAUGAAGGAUUUCAAAAUGGAAGAUGGGAAAGCGGUCAUCCCAUUAAGCAUCACCGUUCAAGGAGAUGUCCUCAUUGUGAUAUAUCAUGCCAGGUCCACUUUAGGUGGCAGACUCCAAGCCAAGAUGGCAUCAAUGAAGAUGUUCCAGAUCCAGUUUCAUACAGGAUUUGUACCUCGCAAUGCGACUACUGUGAAAUUUGCAAAGUAUGAUCUGGAUGCCUGCGAUAUUCAGGAGAAGUAUCCUGACUUGUUUCAAGUGAAUCUAGAAGUAGAAGUAGAGCCACGAAAUAAGCCCAUCAUGGAACGAGCUCCCUGGGAUAACUUGAACAUUAAAGGUCUAAAUCCCAAGAUCCUUUUUUCCAGCCGCGAAGAACAGCAAGAGAUUUUAUCGAAAUUUGGUAAGCCUGAACUGCCUAGGCAGCCGGGAUCAACUGCCCAAUACGAGGCAGAGGCAUCAACAUCAGAAGCCUCUUCUGAAGGCCCACCUGUCGAGCCAGACUCUCCAGAGAGCAGCUGUGCUGAGGCAAACUUCUUUCAUACACUAGACUGGCAAGGUAAAGAAGGAAAACAAUCUGAAACUGCUCCUGAAGGUCCCUUUUCUCAAGAGAGUCUUGGGUGCGUUGAGGAAAAGGAGAAUGAACCUUCCGACGAGGAAUUCUCGACCUUCCCCGACGAUGUUAGACCUUCUGAGGAUAGGGAGAUGCACCUCCUGGAACAGAAAGAUGGCAAGCAUUUUUUUGAAGCUGGCUUUGAUAUACCAGCUGAUCAGUCAGAAGAGACUCCUGAAGAAGGUAGCAUUGACUUGCUUGGGCUUGAUUCAGAGGCUGCUCCUGAACUGCUCCAGCCUCCGACAGAGAUGAAGAGUUCUUCCAGCAACGCAGACUUGCUGAAUGGACUCUUUGUUAGUAGCACUCCAGAAAUUUCAGAAGAUUCAACUGCAGACCUCCUGGGUGGAGGAGCAGACUUUUUUUUUGGUGGCCAGCCCCAGGCCUCAGCAAAUUCCCAGGGCAACAGUUCCUCAACAGCAGCCCCUUCUUCUUCUACAGCUGACCAGUUUGACCCAUUCACAGUCAAUGCAGACAGUCCAACUCUUACCGGUCCUGAUCUCUUUGGUGAUUUUCUUAGUUCAAAUGCACCAGCUGCACCUGCUAUGUUUCCUUCCACACACAGUGCACCGCCUCCUUCCUCUAGCACAGACUUCCUUAACUUGGGCAAUUUGGCCCCAGAGCCACCUAAAAUAACUUCCUCAGCAAGCCAGCCAGACCUUUUAGGGGGUUGGGAUUCUUGGACUGAUACCACUGUCCCAACAGCACCCAAGAAAUCAACUUUGGAAGGCCCAGCUUUCACAACAGGAGGGCCAGCAAGUGGCUCCUUGGGUCAUUCCUCCAGUCAAGCAAAAUCGCAGAAUUCGGACCCUUUUGCUGACCUGGCAAACUUGAGAAGUGGCCUUCCAGGAACAUCUAGUGGAGGAUUCCCAGCUGGCAGUUUUGCUUCCAAGUCAACUCAAAAAUCAGCGGGGGCUCAGUGGCAAACAAGCAAGCCACAAACCACCAGCACUUCAUGGCAACCUUCACCCCAGCCCAAACCUCCGGAACAAGCCAAGUUGGGCACACAACCCAAACCCAACUACACUGUGAAUUUUAGUGUAAUUGGAGGACGGGAGGAGAGAGGUAUUAGAAUUCCUGGCUUUGGACACAAACCCAAAGUUUCAGAAAAUGAUUUUGAAGACCUUUUGUCAAAUCAAGGCUUUUCAGCAAAGUCUGACAGAAAGGGACCCAAAACAAUUGCUGAAAUGAGAAAGCAAGAACUAUCUAAAGAUAUGGAUCCUCUAAAAUUAAAGCUUCUAGACUGGAUUGACGGAAAAGAGAGGAAUAUAAGAGCUUUACUAUCUACUCUUCAUACUGUGCUUUGGGAAGGUGAAACCAAAUGGAAGCCAGUUGGGAUGGCAGACCUGGUUACCCCUGACCAGGUGAAAAAGUACUAUAGAAAAGCAGCGCUUGUCGUUCAUCCAGAUAAGGCUACGGGGCAGCCUUAUGAGCACUAUGCCAAAAUGAUCUUCAUGGAGCUGAACGAUGCGUGGUCAGAAUUUGAAAACCAAGGCUCAAAAUCCCUUUUUUAAGAAACUCUCUCUUGCAAGGGAGUUGACUUCAAAAUGCACUGGCAGCAAAACUGAAUCUCAAGUGCUGCAGCGUAACCUCCUGAGUUGGGGGGGGGGGGCAAAACAACUUUCCCUGGUCUUGCACAAUUUUAAACUGUACACACUGCAACCCAGUGUGUAUUGUAGGCGAUAAAAUGUGAAACUUCGCAAAGAUGGCAUUCCCAUCAGUGCUGGGAAGUUUGUGUUGUGGAAGUGGCAAGUUUCAGGCUAUGUUACAGAAGGUUGAAUGCACCAGUAAUUCUAAUAAUGGCUGCUGGCGUGAGCAAAAUUUUGCUAGUGGGAACAUCAACUGUUUUGCAUCUUGAUUUUUUUUUAACUUUUCCAUUUGAAAAACACAAAACCUCAAAUUGCAUUUCUGUUUUAUUUCCCAUGUAGUCUUUGUGACACCCCCCCCUUUUGUUCCUUGUUUGCCUUAUUUAAGUGCUUUUGUUACCCUGUAGUCUGUGAGUUCACUCAACAUCAUUUUUUCUCAUUUCUGUUAGAGGUGUACAUUUUUCUUCUGUAUUUUAUGUAAUCCUUCCAAUGAUCAUUCUGUAAAUAAUUAAAAUAGUUUUCUGACAACACCUGUGUUCCUUACACUGCAUCACCAAUUGCUUAGCCAAAAGCUCUUCCAAUUGAAGAAAGAAGUUGGCUUGGGUAAAUCUUGGGUUUGUACUACUUCUUUUUUUAAAAAAAAACCUUGUAAACUGUAAACAAAGAAGCAGAACUCAAGGGCUGUGUGGUCUUGCCUUAUUUAAUACAACAUUCAUGGAGGCAAGACAGUUUAGGAUAAGGUGUUCAACCAGAAAGAUAGUGCUUGUAAGGUCUCCCUCUUGCUUGCACUAGAUGAUCGACACGCAACUUGCAGGCAGGUUGACACAUGCACAGAUGGAAGCAGAAGUUCAGUCGGUUACAGUUUUGGUUUGCAUUUGAUUAAAUUGCAUAAAUGUUGCAUCUUUAAUGGCCAUUUUGAAGGAGUAUGCAUACUUUGGCUAGCCGCUGCUGACUUUUGUUCAUUAUUUCUAAAGUUUGCAGAGUCUGGAGGUUUGCACGUAUGGAUAUAUACGAUCUUCUAGUAAUAUGUACAAUUGGAUGGAUGGAUGAUGGAUGGAUGGAUGGAUAGAUAGAUAGAUAGAUAGAUAGAUAGAUAGAUAGAUAGAUAGAUAAUAUUUUAAAGACAACCCCCUAUUUGAUGUGCCCUUUAGAACACUUAGUUCUAAAACUGGAGGAAAAAAAUCACUUUGGGGUGUAACUUCUUAACUGAAUACUGUAAUAUAGUUCGAUGUAUCAGAUUAGCAGCAUGCUCAAUCAAGAUUUGGUCUCCGAGCUGCAUUAGUAGCUCCCAAUAGAGAGUCUAGUUUGCCAUUCAGAUUUAUUCACUGUUUUAUGGUGUUAUGGUUUGUUUUGUCUGGUUGGAUGACCGCUGAGCUGAAGCUUGGCAUAAUCAACUGAAGGGCUGCUUUAUUUGUGAGCGACUCCUGAACAAAUUUAAUUCAAAGUGCUAUGUCUUUUUCCCAGCCUUAGAGAACCAACUGGUAUUGGGGGGGGGGGGGGAGAGAAGGACAGAAGUGUGUAGAUGAGAGGUUCUAUUUAAAAAAAAAAUACCUCCAAGUUGGUGUUAACUUGAGAAAGAUGUACAAAGUCAAAGCAAGAAAGUGUGGAAAAGUUUUGAAAUUCUCACAGCUACUUGAAACCCCUUUCUCCCCCUGAAGAAAAUACAGUUGGCUUGCUAAAAUGGGCUUUUAAAGAUGAUCAUAUUAGGCUGAAGACCCUAACAUAUAAGGCAGGGGCAGGGGAAAUAUGGCUCUUUCUAUGUUGUUGGAUUAUAGUUUUGAAACAUCUUGCCCCAUUGGCUUUGUUAGCUAAGGCUGGUGAAAGUUGUAGUUUAGCAACAUUUAGAGCCUCCAACCCAUUGGGAAGUUUCUGUAAAUCUGUAAAAAUUAAGAUAAAGUGCAGAAUUAGAGUACAACAAAGCCCUCUUGUAAAUUCUUGUACUUCUCUAAAUAGAGCUGCUUGCAACUUAAUCUUUAAUAACAGGAAACACUUGGUGCAGCCAUUUUUAAAGAAAGGCAGAUAGUUUAGUUGUUGGGUUUUUUUUGUCUCCAAAGAGUUUCUUCACUGCUUUACUGAGAAUAUUCCAAUUUGAGAGAAAUGUAUAAUAGUGUAUAAUAGAUCAACAUUACAGUUACCCUGGUUUGGUGUUCCAAAAACCCCAGCUUGAUUUCUUGGGAGAAAAAUGGUUGAAAGGAGGUAAUGCAAUUCCUCUAAGUAAUUGCUAGAUUAUAGAGAACAAGCUGUCUCUUAUUCUUGGAAUCUCUCUUGCUGUUAAUUGUGUACAGUCUUGGCCAUUCCUAAAACACAAAGAUGGGUCUAGUGGGAGUCGAGAACACCUGCCCGCCCCUUAAUUGCUAGUCUGGGUCUCUACUAGAAUUAAUCUAGAAAAGGACCUGAAGCCCUGUGAUCUCUGCUGUAUACUGGUGACACAUUUUAUACAGUCAGCCCUGCAAAUUAAUCUGCUGGCUAAUGUACUCAUAGUAUCCAGGAUUUUUUGAUCAAACCUCAUUGGAUAUUUAGUCAUAACCACAGAGUUUUGCACUAGAUUCAGAGGGCUUUCAUCCUUUUUGAAGCCUUUCAUAAGAAACCUAUGUGGGAUGUUUUGCUGCUGUUUUGCCCUCCCUUGUUGAAAGAAACUUUAGUUUCUAUCUGUGUGUGAAUGGCUUGCCAGUUAAAAUACACAUCUAUGCCCAGGUCAUUCCCUACCGUAAAAUAUAGUAAAACCAUAUCCUCCUGGGAAUUCUAUUUAUGGAUAGAUGCCAGUGACAUAGGAGGGAAAUCUAUAUGGAUGUAGGCAGUGCUUUUUUUAUAAUAAUAAUUAAAAAAAGGUGCCGGAACUCACACACAUCAUACAACCUGCCUUGCCUACUCUACAAGGUUCCAUUCAAAAAAGGAUGCCAGAACUCUGUUCUGGGCGUUCUAUGACAAAAAAAAGCCCUGGAUGUAGGUAUAUCCAGGGAAGGGACCCAAUUUAAGGUCUCAGGACUGUAUUGGAAAGAAUGGAAGGACAUUCUACUUUCUUUCUCCCCCUCUGAAAUUCAGUCAGGAGUAACUAACUAAAAUUUUAAAAAAGCUAUUGAGUGACACUUAGCUCUAAGCCACGUUGAACUUAGGUAUGACCCAUUCAGUGGAACUUCCAAUAUGUUUUAGAUGUGCCAUUAAGAGUGAGAACUGCAAACCUCUCAGCAUAAUCCACUCCAGUUAAAACUUUAGCUUUCACGACUCUUCCAGGAACUUUUUGGGUUGCAGUGACCUCUUUAAUAUAUAUAUAUAUAUUCAUUCUGACUACAAAGUGGUAAAAUGGUUUGUCUAUAGACAGGUUCUACUGCAUAUCUUUCAAGAGGGCAAGUAUUCAAGCUGUACGAAGAGAGUACAGAUCACAUAACUUAACUGUUCUAAGUUGCCUUGCAAAUUAGUCCUUUAAAUGUAAAUUAGGCUGCUGUGAUCUGCAGAGAGAGAGAUCACAUUACGGAUAUUUGAAAUAACCAUUUGCUGUAGCUCUGUCAGUAUGGGUGGUACUUUAUCAUAAAACAUAAGAAAAAAAAGCCAUGGCUUUGCCUAGAAUAAUUUGCAGUCUACCUUUCAAGAAAGGUAUCUGAGUUAAUAGUUGGGAUAGAAACCUUGCAUAGAUGAAGUGUAAGCCAGUUUUAAUUUGGAUGGUAGUGGUGCUUUCUUUGAUUAUCUUUUCCCUCUCUGGUGAAUUAUAACGUCGUAUUAAAGCAGUAGGUGCCUGGAAACAAAAGCUUGGUGAUUUUUUAAAAAAAUUAUAUUCCAAGCAACUUCAACCUGCACUCAUUUCUUUUUUGAGGUACUUAUGCUGAAGUUCAGAAAAAUGCAACUUUGAAUCAGUGUUAAACCAACAGCAUUGAGAAAGACUUAAUAGUCUGGGAACCGGGGGUAACAUUUCACAACUACAUGUAUGUAUGUAUGUGUGUGUGUGUAUAUAUAUAUGUAUGUAUGUAUGCAUGCAUGCAUACAUACAUACAUACAUACAUACAUACAUACAUACAUACAUACCUAUUAUACUGUAAGAGGGAUGAAAGUACAUCUGUGUCAAACAAGCUCCAUGAUCAAUGUCUAGCUUUGUGAACUGGAUAAUCAGCAUCAUCUUUGGAGCUGGUGCAGAUAUAAAUUUUUAGGUGAGUUAAGAUUUUUUUUUUCUUGCUGCUUGCUGUUUGAAUCCAAUUUUGUUUCUUUGAUGCAAUUUUAAAUGCAGCUACUAUACUAUGGUUACCUCCUCUGAUUUAUACGGGAUAUAUACAUGCUGUGGAUAUUUUAAGGGCAACAUAAGAAAUCUAUCUUACACCAACUCAAUUUUGGUAGCCCAUUUCACCUGUUACUCUCGGUGGCAGCAGUUUGGGGAAUUUUCAGUCUUUCUGAUUUCCCACCACUUGGGUGUUCCCUUCUUAACUGGAGACUGAGCUUAGGAACAUAGGAAGCUGUUCAUGUGUAUCUUUUGUUCAAAAAUCAACUUUGUGGGAUUUCAGUUUGUCCUCAACUGUUCCAAGGGAUUGCGAGACCUGUACCUGGGACUUUUUACAGAGUACGUAUGUGCUCUUCCACUGAGCCACUGGUUUGUAUCUGAUAUUAUUAUGCUGUAGCAGGGAAAACUGUUCCAAUUCGAGAGGAGGUUUAGCGGAACCUUGGCUGUAAAACAUGCCGAGCUCUCACUCAGUUGGAAUUUUAGCAUUUUGGCUGAAGGGUUCCAGCUGGAAUGUCAAAGCUGUUCUUUCAUUCAAGUUAAUGGAUAAGUCCGUAGGCCUAUCUUUCUUAGGUUGUUUUCUACCCCUCUAGCUUCCAUUGAAAUCAGUAGAAAGCGUGCUAUCCCCCAAAGAGGAUUUAAGAAAAAUAAUACCGGUUGGCUGGUUCUGCUAACCGCUUUAGAAAUUCCAUUCUUUUUCUUUCCCCCCCCCCUAUUUUUUUAAGAAGACACUUCAGUGUUGUGAAAGGCAGCAGUACACAGCACAUUAUUUGACAGAUUUAUUGCAGCAAUUCUAUAACAGUCUUUCUCACACAAUAAUAGUAGUAUUUUCUUUUUAUGGCAUAGAGAUGCUUUUGUAGACUCACGUAACCGUGGAAGCAUUGCUAGGAAUACUCUGUGAGAAUAUGAAUUCCUUUAAAUCAGUGGUGCUUGAUUUUUUUUUCACGCCCUCAGUCAGUGAUUUAUUACAUUCUCCUUUAGCCAAUUAUAUUUUAGGUACAACUGCCAUAAAUAAGUUGCUCAAUUAGCAAUCAAAAUAACAUUUUCCUUUUAUUUUUCUAUAUUACAAUUUGCAAAUAAUUCUUCUCAAGUAGAGUUUCACAACCUUGGCGACUUUAUGAUAGGUGAAUGGGGAAUUCUGGGAGCUGAAGUCCACCCAUCUUAAAGUUAUCAAGAUUAAGAAACAUUGCUCUAGAGUCUAGAAUGUAAUCCUCCAUUCCGGAUUUAAGCAUGACUCAAAAAUUUAACUGAAAACUUUUGAGCAAUGAGAUUUUUAAAAAGCGGCCUGGGGGAGGGGGGGAAUCAAGCCUACAGCAAUAAAAAUUAGGUCUGGCAGCCUCACUUGGGAAGCAACGGAAAAUUUGAUUUCUGCAUCUUCUCGUGAACCUUGGAUGGCUUUUGCAUCUGAAACCUCAGAAUAAAAUGUUAAAAUUAUUGAUGGAACUGUUUUAAUGAAGGAUGCAUUUCCGUUUUUUAAAAUUUUAAAAAAGAACUUAGAGGUGUUGUGAAUAUUACUUUUUUUUCUAUUCUUUUGGUGAAUGUACUGCAUAUUAUGGAACUGAAGAACAGUGAAGGAAGAUCCUGCUUAUUCCAUGAUUUAAAGAACUCCACAUUUUUGUGUCUUAAAUUGUCUGUUUUGCUGUUCAUAUGCAUGGGGGUUUGGAUGGCGUUAGAGUUUGGAUAAAGAGGUGGAGAGAGGGGGAAAUAAGAGAUUUUUGUUUGUUUAUUUUCAUUGUGGUCCAAGUACUUUUGGUAAUAGUUCAAAUGAAAAAAAUGUAUAAAUGUGUACGUACAGAAAUCGAGUAUUGUUUUAAGGUCGUACCUUGUAAAACAAUUGUGGAUAAUCUAUGUGAAUGUUUUGCUCAUAAUGUACUGAAUCAGUCUUUUGCUUUGAAAUGGCCAUGUUUCAGUCAUUUAAAAAAAAAAUCAAAUACAGUUUUUCGUUUUCAUAGU
Crotalus tigris (Tiger rattlesnake) is the source of this 10407-nucleotide messenger RNA. RefSeq names its product cyclin G associated kinase (gene GAK). The transcript has 29 exons. NCBI's taxonomy places the organism in Eukaryota, Metazoa, Chordata, Lepidosauria, Squamata, Viperidae. Gene Ontology annotation, molecular function: AP-2 adaptor complex binding; ATP binding; protein serine/threonine kinase activity. Bases 6 to 4181 code for a protein of 1391 amino acids. Gene Ontology annotation, cellular component: cytoplasm. The record is from RefSeq and is a predicted model, not a curated record. Gene Ontology annotation, biological process: regulation of clathrin-dependent endocytosis; positive regulation of Notch signaling pathway; protein phosphorylation.